UGUGAUUAUAUUUGUUCGAUUGGACUACAAUAAUUAUUUUAUUAAACUUCCACGUUAACAAAAAUAUACAGCAAUGGUUUGUGGGGGAUUUGCUUGUUCUAGAAAUUCCCUAGCCGCUCUUAAUGUUUUAUACAUACUCGUGUCGUUUAUCCUGAUUGGCGUGGCAGCGUAUGGCCGACUGUCGGCCAUUGUGACAAGCUUGACAUUGGUCGGCAGUCUGAUAGCAUGCGGUGUCUUCCUCUUCUUCAUUGCACUGACCGGAUUGAUCGGAGCUCUGAAACAUCACCAAGUUUUACUUUUCUUUUACAUGAUCAUUCUGUUCCUCCUGUUCCUGCUGCAGUUCUCUCUCGCGUGCGCGUGUCUGGCGUUCAACUCGGAACAGCAGCAGGACCUGGUGGAGAGGGGCUGGAACCUGUCGAGCGAUGCGACCAAGAACGACGUUCAGAACCAGUUCCAGUGCUGCGGCUUCAGGGAUCAGGACCUGCUCAAUGGUUCGCUAGGUCACCCACCUUGUGUGAAGGUAAACCUUGGUUGUUGCCAUGAUUCCGAUGCCAUUUGCUGUUCGGGAAACUCGAACGGCACCAAGACCUGCCCUUGUGAUAAAUGUUCGGAGAAACUGCAGAUGCAGAUACACGCAGCUUUCAAAGUUACUGGUGGAGUGGGCCUGUUCUUCAGUUUUACCGAGAUUUUUGGUGUGUGGAUAACCGUGCGUUAUCGUAACCAAAAGGAUCCUCGGGCUAACCCAAGAUCAUUUCUAUAAUUCAUGUGUGUGUGCUAGUUGCCAAGAUCAUUGGAGUAUGGCUUGCCAUGCGGUACCGGAACCAAAAGGACCCCAGAGCCAAUCCUAGCGCAUUUUUAUAACGGUCUCUUCCUUUUAACAACAACAAUUUCUGUCUCUUAUGUUCAUUAUUACAUUCCUUUUAUGUGACAUGUACCAGUACUUUUACUCGCAGGGGACACAACUCUGGCUUCUUCUUUUGGAGUACGGUUUUAUUUUAUAAAAUGGCCAAUAUUUUUACUUUUACUUUUUUUCUUUUUUUUUUAAAUAUUUAUAAGAAACUUCACUGCAUUCAGUGACGCAGAGCAGUGUUAACAUUUGGCUAAUUAUUUUACUACUUCUUCAUACCGUCUUUUCGGUUUAACAUGAAGACGGUGUCAGAAUUACCAAAUGUAGAUUAAAGUUCCUGAGUAUUAUUAUUAAUUUUGUAUUUUUUGUCUGAUAUCAUUAAAAAUAUUUAAAUUAUUCUUUAUGCAUCAGUGCCAAAUGUAAGAUAGAGAGAGAACAGGGAUUGAUCCAGGCGUUCUGUGGGUCCGAAUGUAGGCCCUUUUAAAAACAAAAGUGGCAUUGAAAAUUACAAAUGUUUACAUAUUAAAAAUUACAAAUGUAUAUAUGUAUGUAUGUAUGUAUGUAUUUAUGUAUAUAUACAUACAUACAUACACACACACACACACACACAUAUAUAUAUAAUUAUGUCUGUUGUGAUAAAUUAAUGUAAAAGUGGUGUACUGCAUCAUUCAGUGACAUAAAAAAAAGUAUACCAAGUAUGAUUUACUCACACUAAUUUUCCAAAUUACAACAGAUAAUGGGACCCUGUUGAAAAAAAUGCCUGGUAAAUCCCUGGAUAACUCUUCCAUUUCUAGUUUCCCAGAGUUGUGUCCCUUCUUCCAGCUUCAUGGAUUUAAUGUGUGAUAAUUAAUAUUAGGUUGCAUUGUUUUGUUUUGUUCCGAAUACAUUUUGUAUAUAGAUUGUAUUAUCAGUGUUACAUGGACCUGUAUUUUUGUUGCUGAUGUUUGUGUUAAGAUGUCAUAAUUAAAAAAGACCCAUUAGCUUUACAGUGAUGAGAUCUAUUGUUCAAGUCGAUUUUUUUUUCUUUCACAGUUGUAAAACUUGCUUGUAUUUGUUGCUAGUUAAACUCAUAAGUUAAAAAUGUUUCUAAUAUUGUACAAAUAACAUUUAUUAUCAAGUUGUAUUAACAAACAGGUGUGAUUUUUAAAACAAUUGUACAAAUACGAUUUAUUAUCAAAUUGUAUUGACAAAACAAAGGUCAUUUCCAGUUUUAAUUAUUAGAAUUAACUUUAUAUCUGUAAAUUAGGCCAACAAAGUAGAAGAUGAAAACAUGAAAAUGUACAAAAUUGUUUUUCUUUGGAACAUGGAUAUUGAAUGGAGCAGGCUUCAUAAGGGUUUGGGCUUUUUUUCUGUUGGUGAAACAGAAAAAUUAAUUUUGACCCUACCCUUUAACUGAAGUCCAGUAUCCAUCUUUAAAUAUCAGAUUCAAUUAAGGGGUCAUCCAUUUAGUACGUACGCACAAUUUUCCGAUUUUUUGCACCCCCUCUCCCCCCCCCCCCCCGUACGCAUGCGUACGCCAGUGCCCAUACCCCCCCUUGCGUACAUACGCAAAAAAUCGUCAGUCAGUACCAGUAAAUGUAGACAAUGCCACCGUCGAUGUCAUCAUGGUAUACUAUAAUUAAUGAAUACUGCUCAUUGUACAAAUGUAUUAAACAACGCUUGACGACGAAUAAAAUGUUUCUAAAUGUA
Messenger RNA from Gigantopelta aegis, 2536 nucleotides. RefSeq names its product tetraspanin-13-like. The record is from RefSeq and is a predicted model, not a curated record. NCBI's taxonomy places the organism in Eukaryota, Metazoa, Mollusca, Gastropoda, Neomphalida, Peltospiridae. The coding region runs from base 74 to 760 and encodes 228 amino acids. Gene Ontology annotation, cellular component: membrane. The transcript has 6 exons.